AUGUCGGGUGUAUCUGAAACAGCCGCCGUCAUGUCAAGCCGCGAGCCUUUUCCAAUAAACGCCAUGGCCUCAGCCGGGCAGUCCCAGAACCCGGCCGCUUCACAGCAUCAGCUGGAUCAGCAAAUGCGCGUGUCCUACACCACAGACGGCGCUUACAGAUCCGUGGGCUCCCCACCAUCUUACCAACCGAUGCCCGGCGGCCCACCUGUUGCCAUGAAUCUGAACUCAGGCGACCAGAAACGCAAAAGGGGCCGGCCCAGGAAGUACGGGCCGGAUGGCAACAUGUCAGGCAUGGCUAUGGCCUCAGGCCAGCAGCCGAUGAACUCCGGCCUGCACCAGAAUCAGAUGCAGGCUUUCUCUCCUCCACAAGUGGCGGCAAUGCCUGUGCCGCCUCCGGUGGGCGGGCCGACCUCGCCGGUCGUCAAGAAGAGGGGCAGACCACCGGGUUCAGUCAACAAGAAGAAGCAAGUUGAAGUUGUUGGGUCAAAUGGGAUUGGAUUCAUACCUCAUGUUAUCGAAGUGAAGCCAGGAGAGGAUGUAUCUUCGAAAAUAAUGGCAUUUUCUCAGAAUGGCCCAAGGGCUGUUUGUAUCCUAUCCGCAAAUGGUGCCAUAUCUAAUGUCACACUCCGCCAAGCUGCAACUUCCGGCGGCACUGCAACUUACGAGGGACGAUUUGAUAUAUUGUCUCUCUCGGGGUCAUUUAUGCUGACGGAUAUUGGUGGUCAUAAAAGCAGAACUGGUGGAUUGAGCACAACAUUAGCCGGGCCUGAUGGAAGGGUUUUUGGUGGUUGUGUAGCCGGUUUACUGAUAGCCGCCUCUCCUGUUCAGGUAAUAGUCGGAAGCUUCAUGCCCGACAGUCGAAAAGAACCGAAAUCUGCGAACUACAUAGAGCCAUUAUCGGCUCCACCAAAGGUGAACCUUGGCGGGCCAACUGGUACCAGCAGCUCACCUUCACGAGGAACAUUUAGUGGGUCGUCUGGUGGGCCCGCCAGCCCGAUAAAUCUCAGCUCCGGUGCGUGCAAUAACAACCAUCCCCAUUCCAUGUCAGCAAUGCCCUGGAAGUGA
Messenger RNA from Striga hermonthica, 1065 nucleotides. The record is from the annotation of a GenBank genome assembly. Lineage: Eukaryota; Viridiplantae; Streptophyta; Magnoliopsida; Lamiales; Orobanchaceae.